AUGAUAAAUGCCCUUAGUGAUGUAUUCCCAAACCAAACACUUACAUAUAUUCAAUCAACAUCUUUUCCUACUCCAGUGGUGAUUAAAGAUGAUAUGAUUAAAAAUCCAGAAGAAUGUAAACGAAUUCAAUUAGAAAGAAAGUUAUUACUUACAAUUUCACAUCCUAAUUUACUUACAUAUUAUUCUAUUGUUCAUUUACCACGGAUUGAUGGAUUACAAGUUACUUCACACAUUGAAUAUAUGGAUCUUCUUGAUUUGUAUACUUUUAUUCAUGGAUUAUCUACACCACCCCCUAUCUCGUUUAUUCGAUAUGCAUUAAUUCAAUUAUUGAAUGGAUUGCAAUAUAUCCGAACAGCUUGUAAGAGUAUAUUAUCAUCAUUAACUCCUUACACUAUCCUUCUUUCUAAUGAUGAUAGUAUGCCUCUUCCACGAAUUAAAAUUUCUAACUUUGUUCAUUCAAUAUCACCAUUUCAACCAUACUAUAAAUUAGCAUUUGCAGCACCAGAAUUAUUAUGGGAUUUACAAUGGGGAACAGUAAAUCGACAUGAGAAACAAGAUGUGUGGAGUUUAGGAAUGAUAUUAUAUUUCAUAAUUACAGGUGACCAUGUAUUUAGAAAAGGAGACAUUAUUAGAGAAUUAAUGGAACACAAAGAAAUAAUAUUUUCAAAUAUUAGUAAUGAUGAAUUAAGAGAAUUAGUAUCAAGAAUGUUAGUUUAUGAUGAAAAUAGAAGAAUAACAUUCCAAGAAUUAAAUAAUCAUAAUUUUAUUAGAGCAUCAAAGUUAUUAAUUUAUUCUAAUGAAGGAAGUCAUCAAUAUAAAUUUAUUCGAGUAAUUGGAGAAGGACAUUUUGGUAAAGUAUAUGAAGCACAAGAAUUAUUUGGAAAAAAAAGAAUGGUUGCAUUAAAAGAAAUUAAAAGCACUAAUGAUAAUCAAGUUUUAAGAGAAAGUAGAAUAAUGAGAAUAUGCAAUCAUCCUAAUUUAGUUAAGAUUUAUGAUUAUUUCACUUCUCCAUAUCCAAUCUUUGUCACAGAAAAUGAUGGGGAUGAAGAAUUAAAUGGAGGAAAUUAUCAUUACAUUGUAAUGGAAAAAUGUGACUGUGAUUUAUUAACAUAUUGCAAAGAACAUUCAUUGAGUGAAAUUCAAAUAUUAGAAAUAUUCAAACAAUUAGUACAAGGUAUUCAUUAUUUAUUACGUGUAGAAAAAAUAUUUCAUAGAGACUUAAAACUAGAAAACUUCUUAUUAAAGAGAGAAAUAAAUGGGAGUGUGGUUGUUAAAAUAUCAGAUUAUGGAUUAAGUAAAAUUGUUGUUGAACAAUCAUUAUUUGAGUCAUGUGUUGGUACUCCACAAUAUAUGGCACCAGAAGUAUCAUUUGUCAAUUUAAAAGGGAAUUAUACAAUUAAUGCAGAUAUGUAUUCUCUUGGAGUAUGUCUUUAUUAUCUUGUUAGUCAACGAUGGCCUCCAAUACAAAAUAAAGACUCAUUAUGGAUUUGUAUUGAUUCUAAUAUUAGUAAUGACUUAGUAUUUCCUGAUGGAUUUAAUAAAGACUUUAUUUAUAUUAUACAACAAAUGCUUGAAAUUGAUGUUAAAAAACGAAUUUCAUGGGAUGAGUUAUUUGUUCAUCCAUUUAUCACUCAAAAGCUUCAAUGUGUUUUUGUUGACAUAAACCAGUUUUUCGUUAAAUCUUUAUUACCACCACCUCAAGCACUUAUUAAUGCCCAAAAAAUAAAAAUUAGUACCCCAAGAGUUCGACAUCAACGAAAUGAUUUUAGUAUGGAAGAAGAUGAUGACAAUGAUGACUUUGAUAAAAUAAUUCAAUGUUUUAAGUCCAAUGAUGAGAUAUUUGAUGAUGACUGGAUAGAGGCAUUAAAUGCAUGUAAAAGAAGAAAUGUAAUAGUUUGUUAG
Molecule: messenger RNA, 1902 nt
Organism: Entamoeba histolytica HM-1:IMSS
Lineage: Eukaryota; Evosea; Mastigamoebida; Endamoebidae
Product: protein kinase domain containing protein
Exons: 1
Coding region: 1-1902 (633 amino acids)
Biological process (GO): peptidyl-serine phosphorylation; autophagy
Cellular component (GO): cytoplasm
Molecular function (GO): ATP binding; protein serine/threonine kinase activity
Source: RefSeq, a predicted model, not a curated record